UCUAAAUAUAUUACUCAAGGGGCUCUGCGGACUCAUCUUAGUUUUACACUAUCAUUGCUCUUUUAUUGUAUUAUAUUGGCAAUGAUCAUUAAAGAAAUUGAGGAUGUUGUACAGAAGUACGUGGAAGCUUCUUCUAAACAAUGGGGAAGGUAUUUGAUAACCGAGAAACAACUGUCUCCCGGAGAAAUCAUUCUUCGAGAGAAGCCUCUCGCAGUGGGACCAGCAGUUUUCAAUAAGAAUUUAUUAUGCUUCGGUUGUUCGAAGAUAAUUCCAAAUGAUCCAAUUCAGAUGGGUAAGGUUCAAUGUAAGACCUGUGACACCGCCAUUUUCUGUAGUCCCCCAUGUGAAGAACGUCAAGGGUUACAUACGCAUUUAGAAUGUGGAGCGUUCAAGAAAUGUGGACACCUCAAGGAUCUAGACUGGACAGAAUUUCGACAUAUUAUUUUUCCAUUGCGACUGUGGCUUCUCCGGGAGGCGAACGAAGAGUCCUGGGAAGAGAUAAUGAAGCUGGAGGCGCAUUUAAAAGAGCGGAAAGAUACACAAGUCUGGCACGAUCGUCAGGAGACCGUUAUCAAUGUUCUAAAGAGAGUGGGAUUGGUAGAUAAUUCUGAUGACUUACUUCAAAGAAUUUGUGGAAUAAUCGACGUUAAUUCCUUUGAGCUACGAUCCCCAGGGGCUCUUGACAAUUCUCUUCUCCGAGGGUUGUAUCCCAAGGCGGCGUUGAUGGCGCACGAUUGCAGGGGAAAUACUUACUUAACUGUUGAUGAUGAUUUCAACUUGACAGUUUACGCUAGUGUUUCAAUUGAAAAAGGUGGGGCCAUUCUUUUUAAUUAUACCUCUUCAUUAAUGGGAACGUUCGACAGGCGAACAUUCCUGUGGACAGGAAAGUACUUUAAUUGUAACUGUGCGAUGUGUCGGCAUCCCGAAGAACUUGGGGCCCAUCUUAGUUCAAUUUUGUGUCCUCGAUGCAAAAAAGGAUAUGUGGGGGUUGAAGAGCCAUACGUUGUAAAUACUUUCAUUCGGAAAAGAAAUUGGUUUUGUGGAAAUUGUAAGAGAUUGUACUCCGGAAAACUCAUCAGAGGUACAUUGGAUUUGGCUGAAUGGCAAAUUAUGAGAUAUCAUCAUUUAACUGCCAAGGACUUGGAGAAAUUAAUCGAGAAUCUUACUAGGACAUUUCAUCCACACCAUUCCCUAUUAUUGAAUCUGAAGCAAAAAUUAUUAACAAUUUAUAGAAAAGAACUGAUGAGUUUACAUCCAGAGAAACAUAUUUUGCGAAGGAUGGUAGAACUGUGUAGAGAAUUAGUUGAGGUCUUGGAGAUUGUUGAGCCAGGUAUUUCGAGGCUGAAAGGCAUUAUGCUGUACGAAAUGCAUCGUCCAAUUGUCAUCCUCGCGAAUCGUAUGUACGCGUCCCGAGAAAUCUCAUCCGAGGAAUUGGCCAUUCGUCUAGAGGAAGCCACAAAGUAUUUGAAAAAUGCACUGUCGAUGCUCCUCCUUGAACCUGCUUCCACCCCCGAAGGAUUGUUAGUAAAACGAGCGCUUCAGGAAUAUAAAACACUCAAUCAAAGGUUGGAGGAUGUAAGGUCUCUGCCGUCUGCCUCAGAAUCGUCGAUUACUUUCUCUCAUUACUUGUAAAAAAAAACUAAAUUUAAGGAAGCAAAAGGAUGUUUACUAUUAAUAAUCGGCAAAGCAAAAAGUGUAUAUUGUAAGCAUACAUGUUAGGAAUGCACGUUGCGCGUGUCCUAUUUGAACUUCCCACGGCUAUCACAUUGGCCAAUUAGAAGAAAGUAUUAAGAAUGAAGUUAGCCGAUGGUUAAUGUAGCUAACUUAAAUUAUGUACUUGUACUAUGUACUUAAGUUAUGUACUUGUGUAAUAAAAUAAUCAUCAUCGUUAAUGAAAUUAUACAAUUUCCGCGCAUAAGGUAUAUAUAUGAUAUAAUAAAUAUUUUAUGAAUAUAUUAUAUUCAUAUAUACCUCACAUAAAUUAUAAGCAGCACAUACCAUACCGGAGCCUGCGCGAUGUGUCAGAGAUUAUAGGGGGAGGUGUUGUGUGUGGUAGUAUCUAUACUGGUGCUCUGUCGGUGUAACGGUUGGAACGGUUGCAAAUAAUUGUUGUCAGCAAUUCCGUUGUUUAACCUCAGAAAUGUCUUUUCGAGGAGAGUAUUAUUUCAAUUAUACUUUUCAACACUA
Molecule: messenger RNA, 2187 nt
Organism: Diachasmimorpha longicaudata
Lineage: Eukaryota; Metazoa; Arthropoda; Insecta; Hymenoptera; Braconidae
Product: SET domain-containing protein SmydA-8-like
Exons: 4
Coding region: 82-1632 (516 amino acids)
Source: RefSeq, a predicted model, not a curated record